AUGGUUGCCAAGAAGAAAAAGUCAAAAGGGCAAGAUCCGAGCGUCCCCCAAGCGGAGGAUAGCCAGGAGCCGAAGGAAGCAGGAUUCGAGCCUGUCUUGAAUGACCUCAUUGCAACAUCCAAGAAAAUAUUGAGGGAUUCGGAGAAAUUCCCAAGCGGAGUCGAGUACACCGAAUAUAUGAACAUUGAGGACUACGCCAACAAGGUCAAGUCGCUGAACGAGAAAUUCAAGACCGCAACCGAAAAGAUAAACGUAAUAGCAAAGAAAUUGAGCGCAGAAGGAGGUGGAAAUCAUUCGUUACUGGAAGAUCUGCUCGCCAUUCACGUGGAGCAGAGAGCUCUUUUGACUAGCGACGCUCCGGUUCCUGCAACUCCAGUGAAUAAACGAGUAGACAUUGCUCCCCCUCCAGCGCCUGAAGUGAGUAGCUCAAAUGAUAGCACUCCUGUCAAGAAACACGCAAAGAAAGUUGCAGACGCUCUGCAAGGAAUCAUAACCUUUGCGCAAGUUAUGGAGCUGGAAAACGAGUGUCUAGUAGAAUUUCCUCGCAAAGUAAAUACAGAUGACUACAAGAGAUUACAAGGCAGGCCACAACACAACUUUAAGGACUGCUUUGACAACUUUUCUUCAAGAUUCUUUGACCCAAAGAGAUACAAGAAAUGUAAUCCUAUAAGACCACAAGUCACCAUCUCUUCAAACAAAAAGGAUCCAGGAGAACUAAAGGUACCUACAACCUUUAACCCUUGCAUAUACCCCGACUAUCGCUAUUUUGAAACGUACAAGGAACCAUAUUCAUAUCUCCACUCUGGCUUCCCCUCGUUUCAACACCCAUACUCUGCUGAGCUUAAUGCUCUCAACUGGUCAGAAGAUACGACUCUGCAUUCCCACACAGGGAAGAAGAUAACUGGAGGUGGCACCCUAUUCAAGAUGACGGAUGAUACAAUCUACGAACGGGAAUGUAAAUAUACACUCGUGGAUGAUGUAAAAGGGCUCAAGAAAAUGAUUGCAACACUAAAAAAGGAAAAGAUUAUUGCGGUGGAUGUAGAACAUCACAGUGAGGAGACAUUUCGCGGAUUUGUAUGCCUGGUCCAAUUUAGUAGCUCCAAGGAGGACUGGAUUGUGGACCCCUUUAAGAUUUUUGGCUCCAUGAACCUUUUGAAUGAGGUCAUGACGGACCCUGAGAUUCUCAAGGUCUUUCAUGGAUCAGAUAAUGAUAUAAUUUGGCUCCAGAGAGAUUUUGGAGUUUAUGUCGUCAACAUGUUUGACACAAAGGCUGCUGCCGAAGUUUUAAAGGUACCAGGAAAGCGUUCCUUGGACUACCUGUUGAUGAACCUUUGCGGUGUUCGUAUAGACAAGUCUUAUCAGACUGCAGACUGGCGUAAGAGGCCUUUGCCUCCAGAGAUGUUAAAAUACGCCUGCGGGGACACACACUACUUGAUUAAAUUGUAUACUAUACUAAAGAAUCUAGCCUUGGGAAUGGAGGAUGGAAGAGAAAAGAUUAUUCAGAUUAUGAAGAACGGCAAGCACAUUUGCCAGAGGCAAUAUUCUGAAAAGAAUCCAAAACUCAUUGCCAUGGCACGUUCCAUCGGUAACAAAUAUGGUAUUCCUGUUGACAAACUCAAUCGCAUAUCUUACAACUUGUUGUUUAACCUCUUGGUCUUUAGAAAUAUCGCUGCCAGAACACUCGAUGAAUCAGAGAGUUUACUCCUCUCUGAUAGGAACAUUGCCACCAUUGUACGAAGGGCAAACUCUGGAUCAUUUCAACGCUUCGCCAAGGCUGCCUAUCCUUGUCUGGUCAACCUUGGCCCAGAAAUUGCAUAUAUCAUAAAACUCAGAAAUACAAUAUUUGACUUGUUUUCUGGAGUUGAAGAGGGCAAAAUCGAAAUCAAGCAUCAAGUAAACCUCGAGUUGGCCAAGGAUUUGUCUCAAUUCAAGCUAGGAACUGACAAUGAAGAGGUUAAUGUAAGCCGCGGCAGCCCUAGUGAAUCUUCUGGCAAGAUGGAUACGUCGACUAUUAGCAGUACCCUGGAGAUUUACAAAAAGUUUGUCCAGGACGGGCUGUUCAAUAGCGUAGCCCCUGUGAACAUUGACAUUAGCGGACUCAGAGGUCUGGUAAAACAUGAAACGCCACGCAUCGCAACACAAGAGACCAGUGUCGUAAAACGUUCCCUUGCAGACGAAGGAAACGUUCAACCUCCUUGGAAGAGGAGAAAUUUGAAAUUUUAUCACUAG
Molecule: messenger RNA, 2229 nt
Organism: Theileria equi strain WA
Lineage: Eukaryota; Apicomplexa; Aconoidasida; Piroplasmida; Theileriidae
Product: 3'-5' exonuclease domain containing protein
Exons: 5
Coding region: 1-2229 (742 amino acids)
Biological process (GO): nuclear polyadenylation-dependent snRNA catabolic process; nuclear polyadenylation-dependent rRNA catabolic process; nuclear polyadenylation-dependent snoRNA catabolic process
Cellular component (GO): nucleolus; nuclear exosome (RNase complex)
Molecular function (GO): 3'-5'-RNA exonuclease activity; nucleic acid binding
Source: RefSeq, a predicted model, not a curated record